Molecule: messenger RNA, 1017 nt
Organism: Cannabis sativa
Lineage: Eukaryota; Viridiplantae; Streptophyta; Magnoliopsida; Rosales; Cannabaceae
Product: kiwellin-1-like
Exons: 1
Coding region: 19-648 (209 amino acids)
Source: RefSeq, a predicted model, not a curated record
GUGUCUCUAUAUCUAUAUAUGUAUAGCCAACCCCUAAAUCAAUUAGUACAAGAAAAAGAACUCAUUGAAAAGAUGAAGAGCUAUUCUUUUUCAUCAGUUCUCUGUUUUCUCCUAAUCCUUAUCACACCCAACUUAUUGAGCAUAAACGAAGCUAAAACUAAAAGCUGCAAUCCCAGUGGCAAAAUAAGAGGGAAAAAACCUCCUCCAGGACAAUGCAACCCGGAGAAUCAAUCAGAGUGUUGUAAAAGAGGCAAAUUGUAUACCACUUACGAGUGCUCACCCCCGGUGUAUAGUCACACUAAAGCAGUUUUGACAAUCAACAGUUUCGGAAAGGGUGGAGAUGGCGGCGGACCCUCUGAGUGUGACAAAAAGUUUCACUCAGACGAAACUCCGGUGGUGGCCUUAUCCACAGGAUGGUUCAACAACAGACAGAGGUGUUUGCAGAACAUAACCAUACAUGGUAAUGGGAGGAGUGUGACUGCAAUGGUUGUGGAUGAAUGUGAUUCAAGAAGAGGCUGUGAUGCUGACCAUGAUUAUCAGCCCCCAUGUCCUAAUAACAUUGUGGAUGCCUCUAAAGCUGUUUGGAAGGCAUUAGGAGUCCCCAAACAUGAUCGGGGUGAACUUCAUAUCUUCUGGUCUGAAGCUUAAUUUUCUUUAAUAAUUUCUCAAUGUAAUGCUAGUGAUAGUUGUUAUUAUAUCAUGCAUAAUGGGAAUGCUGAUGAUUGUUGUUAGAAAAGGUAUUGUCUCAUAUCAGUUGGAAUAUCCUCAGGUGCUUAAUUAUCAAAAUUGCUUAAUUUUAUUUUAUUUUACUCGGGAAAAUUUGUCACUGCUUUGACCAGUGUACUAUUAUUUUGCUUGUACGAUUAUGUCGUCGUUUGAAAUCUUGUUAGUGCAGAAGAUGCAUGAAAAGGGACCCCUUACUUGUGCUUCUUCAUUAUUAGGAGAAAAUCAUAGCUUAACAUAAACAUAAUAUAAAGAGUGAGUCCUUAUAAGAUAUGGGUUUUCUGGUUUUGAUUC